AUGUCUAACCAUGACGACCAGCCCUCCGACGGCACGAGCCCGUCGCAGGAUUCGUCGCAAGCACAGAACCUGCCCGACGUCAUGCGCCGGCCGUCCCUCGUUUCGUCGCGCACCAUGUCCGACGCUGGUCGCCGCACCUCGCAGCAGUACCACGUUCGAUUUUCGACCGACCUCGACCAACCCGCCGACGAGCAACCCCAGAGCCAGUCGACGACUGCCGACCGGCGUCCCAGCUCGCGGGGCCUCACUAUCGAUACCGGGCUGGCACCGCCGUCGGCCCGCCACCCUGCUCACUCGCCGACCUCCCCUCUCUCGCCCCCCAAUGCCGCGCAGGGCGCGACUCUCUCCCCGAUCUCCCCGACGAGCCCAGACUCCGCUGGUGGUCGCUCGCGAUCGCGAAACCGCGGCUACUCGCUUCGCCGCAGUAUCUUCACCAAGACUAUUCAAACGCAGUCGGAGGACCAGGAUGACCUCUCGGCGCUGGAAUUGGGCGAGGUCAAGGGCCCGAUGCACCCUGGACAUGGUGCGGCCGCAUUCAAUGCCGUAGAUGCGCCCAGCCCCGUGGAGGAGAAUAAUGAGUUAGCAGUCGCGCCGACGGCGACACUCGAAUAUGAAUCUACCAAGGAAGAAGCCUCGACAUACCCCUCAUCCGGUUCCGAUCGACCCCUCAAGGAUUAUUACAUGUCGUUCGCGCAAAAUAACUGGACGAAGAAGAAGGCGGCCACGGCCGUGAUUGUCGCCCGCGUGGAAACCGUUAAGACCGCGGUCCGGAAAUUUAUCUUGCGCAUCAAGGACAUUCCACCGACCAAGGACGGCCGGCACAUCGACCUGAACCCGUCACUCGUGGAGACGCUCGUUGAUGAGCGCACUGGGAAGGCGUAUUGUGCCAAUUGGAUUCGGUCGAGCCGCUACAGCUUCUGGAGUUUCUUCCCUCGACAGCUGUUCGCACAGUUUACCAAAUUGGCCAACUUUUACUUCUUGGUUGUGGCGAUCUUGCAGAUGAUUCCCGGUCUGAGUACGACGGGAACGUUCACGACUCUGAUCCCGCUUUUGAUUUUCGUUGGUAUCUCCAUGGGCAAGGAAGGGUUUGAUGAUUGGCGCCGGUAUCGCUUGGACAAGGAAGAGAACAACCGGUAUGCCUGGGUGCUUCGUCCUGGUCAAAGACCUGUCACAGACGGUGCAACAAUUAUGGCCGGUGUUUCUAUCCAUGACUGGGUUGAGAUCAAGUGGCAGGAUAUCCGUGUUGGAGAUGUAAUCAAACUUGAGCGCGACCAGCCUGUUCCCGCUGAUUUCGCCUUGCUCCAUGCCAAUGGACCCAACGGGGUCGCUUACAUUGAAACCAUGGCACUCGAUGGAGAGACCAACCUGAAAAACAAGCAGCCCUGCCAGCCUGUGGCUAAGGUGUGCUCCACCGUGGAUGAUAUCAUCAGCAAUGCGCUGCAUUUCGUCGUCGAGGACCCGAAUCUUGAUCUCUACAAGUUCGACGGCCACGUCACCGUCAAUGCCCAGGAGAAGCUGCCCCUCACCAACAAUGAGAUUGUCUACCGCGGCAGUAUUCUCCGCAACACCGAUCGCGCCAUCGGCAUGGUGAUCUACACCGGCGAAGAGUGCAAGAUCCGCAUGAAUGCCAACAAGAAUCCUCGCAUCAAGAAACCCUCCCUGCAAGCCAAGGUCAACCGUGUCGUGAUGCUGAUCGUCCUCCUCGUGGUCACCCUGGCCGUUGCCUGCACCCUCGCCUACAAGUACUGGUUCCAAGGUGUGGAGCGUGACUCCUGGUAUUUGACCGACGCCAACGUCUCGUACGGCCCUAUCUUCACCUCCUUCCUCAUCAUGUUUAACACCAUGAUCCCCAUCUCGCUCUAUGUUAGCAUGGAGAUCGUCAAGGUCGCACAAAUGCUCCUGCUGAACGAUAUCGACAUGUACGACCCGGAAACCAACACUCCCCUCGAGGCACGUACCUCCACCAUCAACGAAGAGCUUGGCCAAGUCAGCUACAUUUUCUCCGACAAGACCGGCACCUUGACGAACAAUUCAAUGCGCUUCCGGAAAAUGAGUGUUGCCGGUACCGCAUGGCUGCACGAUCACGAUCUCCAGGAGGAAGCUGCCCGCGAAGGCGAGAAGCUCAUUCACAAGAAGCGGAAUCUGAAGGGGAAGAAGGCUGUUAGUCGGAAGUCGAAUGUCUCGGAGGCCCGUAUGGGCGCUGCCAGGCUGUCAAAUGUUUCGGCUGGGGCGGAUCAAUUGCGACGGUAUGCUCGAUCGGCUCCUUGCCGGACUACGGAGAUGUUGGAGUAUAUCCAGCGCAAGCCCUACACCGUGUUUGCGAGAAAGGCUAAGCUGUUGAUUCUGGCUAUGGCUCUUUGCCAUACUUGUAUUCCUGAAGAGGAUAAGAACGGCCAUUUGUCUUUCCAGGCUGCUUCGCCCGACGAAUUAGCACUGGUCAUGGCGGCGCAGGAACUCGGGUAUCUGGUCAUGGACCGACAGUCGAAUUCCUUGACUAUUCGCACGUAUUCCAAUGGCACCGAGGGGUCUGCCGUCGACGAGACAUACGAGGUCAUGGAUGUAAUUGAAUUUUCGAGUGCCCGGAAGCGCAUGUCGGUUGUUGUGCGUAUGCCCGAUCAGCGCAUCUGCCUCUUCUGCAAGGGCGCCGACACCACGCUUAUGCGUCUGCUCAAGAAAGCGGAGCUGGCCCAUGAGAAGGCCACCGAGAUCGAACGCCGCGUCAGCAAACGCAAGGCCGCCGAGGCUAACCAGGUCAUUCGUCGCAACAGCGAAUAUCAGAGCCGGAGGGAUAGCGGCGUCCGCAACAGCCUAAGCCGGCCCAGCUUCACCCGCCGUCGCUCCUCGGUGUCCGGUCACCACGUCUCCACUCUGCGGGACAGUAUCGAUGUCUGGCUGCGCGACCGCGAGACUGAUGGCGGUAUCUUGAAUCGCGAAGAUGACAGCGCUUACUACAGCCCUCGGUCUUCUGUCCAGAUGGGACGCACCUCAACCGCGAUCUCAGACUCCGGCAGCUCCGCCAACGGCGACGAGGACGAGGACCUUGUAGAGGAGGCCCUUGUAGUGAACGAGGCGGCGAUUUUCGAGCGCUGCUUCCAACACCUGAACGACUUUGCCACCGAUGGACUGCGCACUCUUCUCUACGGACAUCGGUUCUUGGACGAGACUACCUACAAGAGCUGGAAGGCUGCGUAUCAUGAUGCUUGCACUAGCCUUGUCGAUCGCCAGCAGAAGAUUGAGCAGGUUGGCGAGGAGCUUGAAACCCAGCUUGAGCUGACCGGUGCCACUGCUAUCGAGGACAAGCUGCAGAAGGGCGUUCCCGAGGCUAUUGACAAGCUGCGCCGUGCGAACAUCAAGUUAUGGAUGCUUACUGGUGACAAGCGUGAGACUGCUAUUAAUGUUGGACAUUCCUGCCGUCUGGUUAAGGAGUAUUCGACCUUGACGAUUCUGGACCAUGAGAACGGCGAUGUCGAGCAGACCAUUGUCCAACUGACCGCAGAUCUCACCCACAAGAAGGUGGCGCACUCUGUGGUUGUUGUUGAUGGUCAGACUCUGUCGGAGAUUGAGGCAGAUGAUGUGGUCCGUGAACAAUUCUUCCAGCUCGCUAUCCGCGUCGACUCGGUCAUCUGCUGCCGUGCCAGCCCUAAACAAAAGGCCUUCCUCGUUAAGACCAUCCGCAAACACGUCAACGACUCUAUCACCCUGGCUAUUGGCGACGGCGCCAACGACAUCGCCAUGAUCCAGGAAGCCCACGUCGGCAUUGGUAUCACCGGCAAAGAAGGUCUCCAGGCCGCCCGGAUCUCGGAUUACUCAAUCGCGCAGUUCCGCUUCCUGCUGAAGUUGCUUCUCGUCCACGGUCGCUGGAACUACAUGCGCGUCUGCAAGUACACGCUCGGCACUUUCUGGAAGGAAAUGCUCUUCUACCUGACGCAGGCGCUGUACCAGCGCUGGAACGGGUACACCGGCACCUCGCUCUACGAGCCGUGGAGUCUGAGCAUGUUCAACACCCUUUUCACCUCGUUGGCUGUCAUCUUCCUGGGUAUCUUCACCAAGGACCUCUCCGCGUCGACUCUCCUCGCCGUACCAGAGCUCUACACCAGGGGCCAGCAGAACGGCGGAUUCAAUAUUCGCCUCUAUCUCGGCUGGACAUUCAUGGCAACUUGCGAAGCAAUGAUCAUCUUCUUCACGAUGUAUGGCCUCUUUGGCAUGGUCAAGAUCAACUUCACCGACACCGACACCUUCGCUCUAGGCCUCCUCACCUUCUCCGCGUGCAUCAUAGCCAUCAACAUCAAGCUCCAGCUCCUGGAAGUGUACAAUAAGACCUACCUCUCCUUAGCCGUGAUCAUCAUUUCCGUCGGUGGCUGGUUCCUAUGGGACAUCAUCCUCUCGGAACGGUACAAGAUGUCCUCCGGCAAAGGCGUCUACGCCGUACCAGGCAACUUCCUUCACCACACUGGCGACAACCUGCUCUUCUGGCUGGUCCUCCUGAUCUCCGUUGCCGCAGUCCUCCUCUUUGAACUCACCGUCUCCACCCUCCGCGCCCUCUUCUUCCCCACAGACGUCGACAUCUUCCAAGAGUACGAGCAGGAUCUGGACAUCCGUAAACGCUUUGAGGAAGCCGCCGCCGCCGAGCUGCAGCAGGGCUGGGACCACGGCACAAAGAAAUCCUCCUUCGAGCUUGCCCGUGAAGCCGCCGAACUCGCCGAGAUGGACGCCCGCGAGCGUCAUGUCCAGGAACUCCUCUCGCGGCCGCGCGUCAUGAGUGACUCAAAGCCUAUUGCGCACGAGACUGAGAUGGAGGGCUACACGAGUGUCAGCGCGACUGCUAGUCACAGUGGCAGCGAGGCCGUCGACCGCAGUGCAUCUGUUGUAGCUGCCGAUGCGGGACACGCGGAGCCUAUGUCUCCGACCGAGUCGUGCGCGCCGCGCCGCUCGGUCGAGAUCCACGAGCUCUUCAGCAGAGGGUUUGGCUCGAUUCGCAAGGGCCAGCUGAAGUGA
Penicillium canariense is the source of this 4995-nucleotide messenger RNA. RefSeq names its product aminophospholipid-translocating P4-type ATPase DNF3. The coding region runs from base 1 to 4995 and encodes 1664 amino acids. Gene Ontology annotation, cellular component: plasma membrane. Gene Ontology annotation, molecular function: magnesium ion binding; ATP hydrolysis activity; ATP binding. The record is from RefSeq and is a predicted model, not a curated record. Lineage: Eukaryota; Fungi; Ascomycota; Eurotiomycetes; Eurotiales; Aspergillaceae. The transcript has a single exon. Gene Ontology annotation, biological process: intracellular protein transport; phospholipid translocation; endocytic recycling.